Molecule: messenger RNA, 3738 nt
Organism: Rhincodon typus (whale shark)
Lineage: Eukaryota; Metazoa; Chordata; Chondrichthyes; Orectolobiformes; Rhincodontidae
Gene: col6a1
Product: collagen, type VI, alpha 1
Exons: 35
Coding region: 253-3282 (1009 amino acids)
Source: RefSeq, a predicted model, not a curated record
UGGUGAACGACCCUAUAGGAGUAAGGCAGUUGCUUGGCUGGAUCACACAACCAUAUGGGGACCACAUCCCUAGUUCCUGCUUAGGACCAGCCUACUUCAUAGUUGAUCUGUGUCUGAGGGAAAGACACACAGGCUUCAACCUCCUGUUCCCAGCCUCUUUCCCACUGCCCUGUUCUCUUUCUCUCUGUCUGUCUGCAAAAAGCUCUCCCUCAGUCCCCGUGUGCUGAGCACACAACAGAGGUGGGGGAAGCCAUGGCUUUGAAAAUAUUAUUUCUCCUGCUGAAGAUUUUCUCCUCAUGGAACCUUUUACUGGCACAACAGGACAACGGAUAUCACUCAGAUUGCCCUGUCGACCUAUUUUUUGUGCUGGACACAUCCGAGAGUGUCGCUUUAAGAGUUCAGCCUUACGGCUCCCUCGUAGAUCUUGUCAAGAAGUUCACCACAAAUUUCGUCGACAAGCUGGAAAACUGGUAUUACCGAUGUGACCAGACACUGGAGUGGAAUGCUGGAGCUCUACACUACAGUGACGUGGUGAAGAAGAUCCACCCUCUCAGCUUCAUGAGCAACAGUGAAAAGGUGGCGAUGAUUCAAAAUGUCAAUCAAGUGGCUUACAUUGGCAAAGGCACGUACACAGACUGCGCCAUACGGGAUGGUGCUGAGGAGCUUCUGCUCGGUGGCUCACAUCACCGGGAGAACAAGUACAUGAUUGUGGUAACAGAUGGGCAUCCAAUUGAGGGAUACAAGGAGCCAUGCGGAGGCCUGGAUAAUGCUGCAUCCGAUGCAAAGAACCAAGGGAUAAAGAUAUUUUCAGUGGCCAUCACACCAGAUCACCUGGAAGCAAGACUGAAUCUGAUUGCAACUAGUCCCAAAUAUCGACGAAAUUACACAGCAACCAUUCUCAGCGAGGUGAAACUAAACAAUACCAUUGAAAGCAUCCUUCAAACUAUUUAUGACGAAGUGGAACCAGUGUGUUGCUCCUUUGAGUGCCAUGCAUUAAGAGGAUCACCUGGGAUCCCAGGGGAUCCAGGAGAAAAGGGUUCAGAUGGACGUCGAGGUCCUCAUGGUCCUAUGGGGCCACCUGGUCCCUUGGGUAGACCCGGUGAUGUUGGUCCAGCUGGUCAUCCGGGUAUGAAGGGUGACAAAGGAGAACGUGGCACAAAGGGUGACAGAGGACACAAAGGAGCCAAGGGUGCGAAAGGAUUCCCUGGAAGAGAUGGGAAAGAUGGUCUGAAGGGUGAUGCUGGGUACCCUGGUCUGCCAGGUUGUAUUGGAUCUCCAGGAUUUCCUGGACCACCUGGACUACAGGGCCUUAAGGGCGAUCCAGGUCCAUUUGGAAGAAAGGGACAGAAGGGUGAACCUGGCUUAGAUGGGGAACCAGGACGACCUGGAAAUGUUGGGAGACCAGGCGAUAAGGGAAAUCAAGGCCCCAGAGGAAGCAACGGAGAUCCUGGGGAGCGAGGUGACGACGGACCUCCAGGAGAUGAUGGAGAUGUUGGCGAGGAGGGUCCUCCCGGUGAAUCAGGGCUGCCUGGUCCUCCAGGCCCAAGAGGAGACAGGGGACCUAAGGGAAAUGCCGGACCCGAGGGACAGCAAGGGCAUGAGGGUCCUCCCGGAGUUAGUGGCGAACCGGGUGAACCUGGUCGACCAGGACCUAGGGGAUUUAAAGGCGACAUGGGACGUCCAGGACAAGAGGGACCAAGGGGACCCAGAGGUCCAAAGGGCUACCCUGGAGACCCAGGCCCAAUGGGAGAGAUGGGAGAACCUGGUAGCCCAGGCAACGGGACCAGGGGCCCACCUGGAUUACCUGGUAUUCCUGGUAUCCAAGGAAAUCCAGGGCCUAACGGAACAAAAGGCUCCGUAGGUCCAAAAGGUGAUGAUGGUGAAUCUGGAGACCCUGGCCCAGAUAACGAUGUUCCAGGUGAUAGAGGUCGCAAAGGAGCCAAGGGUUACAGAGGCGCAGAGGGAGAGCCGGGACCCCCAGGACCGCCAGGACCACCAGGACCUUCGGAAUGUGAAAUAUUGGACAUCAUUAAGCGCAUGUGCUCUUGCUGCGAGUGCAAGUGUGGGCCCAUCGACCUCCUGUUUGUAGUGGACAGCUCAGAGAGUAUCGGAGACCAAAACUUUGCUCUAGCCAAGCAGUUCAUAAUCACGGUGAUAGAGAGACUGAGCAGAGAUGAAAAAAUCAGGUUUGAUGGCAAGGAGUCCAAUGUUGGAGUCGUCCAGUACAGUCACGCAGGAACUGAGGAGUUAGUCUCAAUGGUUGAUCCCAACAUUAACACUCUGCUGGAGCUAAAAGUUGCAAUCAAGAACCUCCAAUGGAUUGCUGGAGGUACGUUUACUGGAACUGCACUGGACUGGUCGAAGGCAGCCUUCAGAGGGUCACUUAGCCAAGUCCGGGUCGCCCUGGUCCUCACUGACGGGCGGUCAGACAUUUUGAGAGACCCCAAGUCGUUGUCGUCACUCUGCAAUGAAGCCAACGUUGUCUCGGUCGGCGUGAACGACAUCUUCCGCAACGAGCCGGCCUCCGAAAGCCUGCGGCAGAUCGCCUGUGAGUCGGCUCCAACCCCUGGGCUCAGCUUGCAGCGGGACAACUUCAUGGAGCUGCUGGAGGACGCCUUCCUUGAGAACGUCACUCAGUUCAUCUGCAGAGAAAAGAAGUGCCCAGACUAUUCCUGUCCAAUUCACUUCAACGUGUCGACGGACAUCGCCCUGCUGGUCGACAGCUCCACCAGCGUGGGGAGCAAAAACUUUGAGAUGGGCAAGACCUUUGUCAAGCGGCUGGCCGAGCGCUUCCUCGGUGCCAAGCGUGCCCCCGGGGCCUCAGUGCGCCUGGCAGUGCUUCAGUACAGCAAAGGCCAGGCUAUCGAGGUGCCGUUCUCUGACAACUACACCGAGGUGGCCGAGAAGAUCGAGCGGAUGAAGUUCAUGAACGAUGCCACGGAUGUCGGCAGUGCCGUGAGCUAUGUCAACGCCUACUACGAGAGGGCCAGCCAGAAUGCCCAGAGGAAGCUCCUCUUGUUCACUGAUGGCAGGUCCCAGGGAGACCUGGUUAACAAUGUAGAGGAGCAGGCACAAGCUGCCAAAGCCAGCAAAAUUGACAUGUACGUCAUAACCGUAGGCGAUCAAGUCCACGAGAACAAUCUGCGGGCCUUGGUAGCGGGCAGGGCCAUUGACUAUGAUGUAGAUCACGGUGCUCGCCACCUUUUCCGGGUGAAGGACUAUCCCACCCUUUUGAAAGGCGUGUUUUACCAAACGGUCACCAAACAAAUGUCACUUGAUUAACAACGGAGAAAUUCUCGCACCCGGCCCCCCCUUUCCCCCUCUAAGCUCUGUCUCUUUUGUAUGUUACGCAUUUCGAUUUUAAGGUGGUUACUAUCUUUUUGGGAAUUUUGCUUUCUUAGGAUGUCCAAGUGCGUUUGGGAACUCUGUGACCCCGGCCACUGUUCCCCACACUGUUUGAUUCCCCCCUGCCCAUCCUCCAUGUGUAUCCCUCUUGGGCUGUUCCCUUCUGAUUCAGGUGGGGGCUGGGGGGUGCAGCAGUGGUUUGCCAACAUUGCCUCCUCACUGCUGCUCCAUUACUGCGGCCAGCAAAAAAGGCACUCCAGCCCGAGGUUUAGGUGAGUCCAUUUGGGUUCAUUCACAUGUUCCUCUCAAUAGCCUUUGCAUUCCUUAGAAAUAACGACAGCAACGGAAUAUUUGGCCAUUGUUAUGCCUCUUCUGUGGACCCUAACAUGGGGA